Messenger RNA from Amborella trichopoda, 2724 nucleotides. RefSeq names its product Tetratricopeptide repeat (TPR)-like superfamily protein (gene DG1). Gene Ontology annotation, cellular component: chloroplast. The record is from RefSeq and is a predicted model, not a curated record. Gene Ontology annotation, biological process: chloroplast organization. Gene Ontology annotation, molecular function: protein binding. NCBI's taxonomy places the organism in Eukaryota, Viridiplantae, Streptophyta, Magnoliopsida, Amborellales, Amborellaceae.
UGCAAUUGAGAUUCCCGCAUAAAUACUCUCAUUGUGUAAAAUCCCAACGUUUGAUUCCCGCCGUAUGUAGCCUCUGAAAGACCUCUCCAUCUUCCUCUGUAUACAUUUCUCUGCAGCCAAAAUGCAAAUGCAAACCACUAUGCUUCCCCUUCCUCCUCAAAAUCCAAAUACCAACCCUAAAUAUCCCUCCCAAUUCGAGCCAGACACCCGAAGAAUCAAGCAAAAACUCGUCCGUAAAGGCGUUUUUCCUACCCCCAAAAUAGUUCACGCUCUUCGUAAAAAGGAGAUUCAGAAGGCCAACCGCAAAGCAAAUCGCCUUACCCAAGCCCUAGAAAAGAAGCGAGAUGAAGAAGGGGGGGAGAAGCCUCUCUCGGAGUUGGAGAGACAAGCCAUGGAUGCAGCUCUGCGGGUUAGAGCUGCUAGGGAAGAAUAUCGGUCCAUAAUGAGGGAGUUCAAUGGUGGAUUUGCAGGUAGGCCAUGGGUGAGGGGGUUUGAUGUAAAAGGGCUUGCUAGGGUUAGUGAAGAGUAUAAAGGGAAGAAGCUUAGGGUCGAGUAUUUGGAGGAAUUUCGGGAGAUGCUUUCAGCGGGGAAUUCAGAGGAAUUGUUAGGUUUUGUUGGGGGAGAAGAUGCAGAGGAGGAAGGGGGUUUGGUUAAAGGAGGGAGGAAGGGUUUGAGGUAUGGGAGGCGUGAAGGGGAUGAGAGCCGGGUCAGAAUGCUUGUUCACAGGCUGAAUGUUUUGAACCUUAGCAAACGGAAUUGGAAGUUUUCAAGGUUAAUGAGUAAUACAAACAUAGUUUUCACUGAAGACAAUCUACUUAAAAUCAUUGAAGGACUUGGAGCUGUUGGCAAUUGGAUGCAGGCCUUGUUUGUUGUUGAAUGGGUCUACAAAACUGAUCAUUAUAAGCAUCAUAAAAGCAGGUUUGUAUAUACAAAACUCUUGGCUGUACUAGGAAAGGCAAGGAGGCCUAGUGAAGCUCUAGACAUUUUCAAUGAAAUGCGUGAAGAUUAUUUCCUUUACCCUGAUAUGGCUGCAUACCAUAGUAUUGCUGUAACGCUUGGGCAAGCUGGUCAGGUCAAGGAGUUGUUAAAAGUUAUUGACUAUAUGAGACAGAGGCCUUCAAAAAAAGCAUUGAAUGUCCAGCGCAAAAGCUGGAAUCCAUGUUUAGAACCAGAUGUGGUCAUAUACAAUGCAGUGCUGAAUGCUUGUGUCCCAUGCGGAGAUUGGAAAGGAGUAUUCUGGGUGCUGGGACAAAUGAGGCAUAGUGGGUUAAAGCCUUCUGGAGCAACUUAUGGGCUUGCUAUGGAGGUGAUGUUGAAAUCAGGUAAAUAUGAUCUGGUUCACAAGUUCUUUGGAACUAUGAGAAGAGGUGGUCUAGCUCCGAAAGCUCUCACAUACAAGGUUCUUGUCAGUUGCUUAUGGGCAGAGGGCAAAGUUAAUGAGGCUGUUGAAGCUGUUGAAGACAUGGAGCGACGAGGAGUAGUUGGAACUGCCAGUGUUUACUAUGAAUUAGCAUGUUGCCUUUGCAACAAUGGGAGGUGGAAAGAGGCAAUGACUCAGAUUGAGAAACUGAAGAGUCUUCCUCUUAGUAGACCAUUGGAGGUGGCAUUUACUGGCAUGAUUCAGUCUUGCAUGGACGGUGGAUAUGUGCGUGAUGGCAUAUCUAUUUUUGAAAACAUGCAGGAGUAUUGCACUCUUAACAUAGGAACUAUAAAUGUUAUGCUGAAGCUAUACGGGUGUAAUGAUAUGUUCACCAAAGCUAAAGAAUUGUUUGAAGGGAUAAAGAUGCCUGAAGCCAGAUAUGAUAUGAAUCUUGAUUGUCAUGGUGUUAAUUCUCCUGAUGCAUACACUUACAGUCUAAUGCUAGAGGCCUCUGCUAUUUCACUCCAGUGGGAAUACUUUGAACAUGUGUACAAGGAAAUGGCUCUUUCUGGCUUUCAAUUAGAUCAAAACAAACAUGCUUGGCUACUUGUUGAAGCAUCCAGGGCUGGAAUGAUGCAUUUGUUGGAACAUGCAUUUGAUUCUGCUUUGGAAGCAGGUGAAUUACCCCAUUGGUCCAUCUUCACCGAAAUGAUAUGUCAAACUUUAAUUUGCCAUGACUUCAAAAGGGCCAUUACUCUGGUUAAUAGCAUGGCCCAUGUUUCACUGCAAGUUAGUGAGAAGCAAUGGACCAAUCUUUUCAAAAGAAACAGUGAUAAAAUCAGUAUUGAAGAACUCCAGAAGCUACGGCAGUGUCUCAAUGACAAGGGUUUGAUGUCUGAACCCAUUGUCACAAACUUAUCAAAAUCCUUGUGUUAUUUGUGUGGAUCGAACAUUCCGACAGAAUAUGCUUUAUGUGAUGUUACAACUAAGUUGUCUACCUUCAGUGAAGAGGAUAGAGAUGUAAGCUUUAAUGGAGAUGAAUGCUUUUCCCUCGAGGAAAAUGUGGAGGAUAUAUUUGAUCCUUUACCUGAAUUAUCACGCUUUAGGAUAGAUGAAAGUGGGCUUGAUGAUUAUGGAAGUUUUGAGCAUGCUUUUGAAGGUUCUGAGUUGCCCUCAGCAUCUGAGAUACUAGAGCGAUGGAAGGAGGGAGAAAUGAAAGAUGCCAAUUGUACUCAAUCCAUGCUGUAAAUUAUGCGUGUUUAUUGGUUUGAAACGAACAACUUGGGUUGCAUUAUUAGUCCUCCUUUUUAAUUGUAUAGUCUCUUCUUUGAAAGGUAGUAAGAAUCAAAUGAGGUUUAUAAUUA